This is a messenger RNA of Symbiodinium necroappetens, 759 nucleotides long. The record is from the annotation of a GenBank genome assembly. NCBI's taxonomy places the organism in Eukaryota, Dinophyceae, Suessiales, Symbiodiniaceae.
AUGCCGGAGUACUUCCUCUUCGUGGGCAACCCUGGCGUAGGAAAGAGCACGAUCUUGAACGGCCUCAUCUCGGAACUGAGGUUCAAGUCCGGCUUCAGCCCUGGCCAGGGGAUGACUUCGGUACUUCAAUGCGAAGAAAAAGGCGGCAAGUUUUACAUGGACACUCCGGGCUUAGCCGACGUGGAGAAGCGAAGGAUUGCGGCGAAAGAGAUCGAGAAGGCGCUGAAACAGGACGGCGACUACCGGAUCUUCUUUGUGUUGACGCUGGAAUCAGGGCGAGUGCGCCCGCAGGACAAGGCCACCAUGGAACUGGUGCUGCAGGCCGCGCCCUGCAUAGGCCACAAGUACGGCAUCCUCUUCAACAAAGUCAGCAAGCGGGCAGUGGCCGAAUUUUUGGAGAACCCCUCUCGUGCUGACCCUAGUCCGAGAGACGUCCUGCUGACGCACCUGUUCAGCGGCAACCUGCCCGUCACGACAGCGAUUCACUACAACCUCAAGGACGAUGACCUGGAGGAUGCUAUGAAUGUGGUGAAGCCAUUGAAGCCAGAGCUGGUCCGGUUCAUCCAAGGCCUGCCUGCGAUCCACAUACAUUCUAGCCAAGUACGGGAGAUCAAAGCUGAUCAGUAUGAGCAGAUGAUGGAGGCCAUGGAGAAGAAAAUGGCCAAGAUGCAAGAGGACAACGCGGCCUUGUUAGCUGAGCUGGCACGUGUGCGAGAGCAGUUAGCCAAUGCAGGAGGCGGAGGCUGCUGCUUGCUAUGA